AUGAAGGUUGCUGCAAACAAGAGAUUGGAAGUUGAUGUAAAAAUAUUCAUAAAAGAGGAUUUAAAGAGGAUUGCUGAUCAUUUUGAAGAAGGUGAAAUGGAUAGCAUUGCAGUUUUACUCCAACACAAUGGGCAAUGGGAUCAAAACAAAAACUAUAUCAACUUUGAUGUUUGUGGAAUAGUAAUUAGAAAUGACUUCAACUACAACAACUUGAUUGGUAUGAUUUGCAAUGAAUUGAAGCUGCAACUUAAUUCUACACUUUUGACAAUACAGUAUCAAGUUAAAGAUGGAUACCCUCCUUUAAAAAUAGUUGAUGACUCACAAUUGAAGUUCUACAUAGAGUUGAAGAAAAAGGAAACAAAUUUCACAAAAUACCCUUUGUGUCUCACAAUUGAAUUCAACUCAAUGCAGCAAUCUUUUUUCUCAACUAGGAGUACAACAACACAUAAUCAACCAUGCAAUGAAGUUGCACAAACAGAAGAAGCAGCAUCAAAUUCAGAUGAUGAACCAGUUGAUUAUUUGGGUGAUAAAGAGGUUGCAGACUUUAUUGAUUAUGCAGAGCUGGUGUCCAAUCAGAUUAUAGAAAUGAUAGAUGAAAGAAACAUAAAUAAUGAAGAAGAAGUGAUUGACAUCGACGAUGAUUUAGUCAUCACCAACAACCGUCACCAAGAGAUUGCUUUGUCUCAAAUAUAUAAGGACAAAGAAACAUUGAAGACUGUUUUGAGCCAUUAUGCGAUAAAUAAUCAUUUCCAGUAUUGUGUACAAAAGUCAUGCAAAAAGGAAUAUCUAGUUGCUUGCCUUGAUAAAAAUUGCAAGUGGAUGUUACGAGCAUCAAGGAAUGAAAAUACAAAUCAGUUCAUAAUUAGAAAGUUUAGCCACAUUCACACUUGUGCUUUGGAGAUAAGAUUAAAAGACCAACGUCAAGCAACCUCAACAAUCAUUGCAGAUAUGAUCAAACACAAGUUCACAAACAUCAAAACAAAGUACACAGCUGCUGAUAUAGUGAGGGACUUGAAACAUGAUCAUGAAGUGCAAGUCAAAUACAGCAAAGCUCGGAGAUCUAGAGAAAAAGCUAUUGAAAAAGUUAGAGGAAAAGCAGUUGAAUCUUAUGCAGAAUUGCCUAGUUAUCUGUAUAUGUUGCAUCACACAAAUCCAGGAUCCUAUAUUGAACUAAAAUCAGAUGAAGAUGGGAUGUUUUUAUAUGCUUUUGUAGCAUUGAAUGCUUCAAUGAAAGGCUGGCCCCAUUGCAUACCUGUCGUAAUAGUUGAUGGGACUUUCUUAAAAUCAACAUAUGGAGGGACAUUAUUGGUUUCAGCAACUCAAGAUGCUGAAGGUAAAAUCUUCCCCCUAGCAUUCUGUGUAGUUGAUUAA
This is a messenger RNA of Humulus lupulus (European hop), 1371 nucleotides long. RefSeq lists its product as uncharacterized. The record is from RefSeq and is a predicted model, not a curated record. Lineage: Eukaryota; Viridiplantae; Streptophyta; Magnoliopsida; Rosales; Cannabaceae. Bases 1 to 1371 code for a protein of 456 amino acids. The transcript is spliced from 4 exons.